Lolium rigidum is the source of this 611-nucleotide messenger RNA. Its product is annotated as mitochondrial inner membrane protease subunit 2-like. NCBI's taxonomy places the organism in Eukaryota, Viridiplantae, Streptophyta, Magnoliopsida, Poales, Poaceae. The transcript is spliced from 4 exons. Gene Ontology annotation, cellular component: membrane; mitochondrial inner membrane peptidase complex. The record is from RefSeq and is a predicted model, not a curated record. Gene Ontology annotation, biological process: mitochondrial respiratory chain complex assembly. Gene Ontology annotation, molecular function: serine-type endopeptidase activity. The coding region runs from base 22 to 540 and encodes 172 amino acids.
CACAUCAGAAAAAAAUCGGAUAUGGGAACAGGCAUUCAGAUUUGGUCGACUGCCAAGACGUUAGCGACGGGGGCCGUAAUUGGUCUCACCAUUUCCGAUCGCUACCUGACCAUAGUCACCACAAAGGGGGAUUCGAUGCACCCCACCCUCACCGCCGCCGAUAGCUUCUUCCGAGGUUGCUCGAACCAGGUGAUGUCGUGUUCGCGGAGCGAGGCUGCCUCGACAAGUACAAAUUCUCCCGGGGUGAUGUCAUUAUCUUCAAGUGAAUGCCCUAGUGAUCACAAGAAGGAUUUCGUGAAGAGAUUGAUUGCCUUGCCUGGUGAGUGGAUACGGAUCCCUGUGUCUCAAAAAAUUAUUAAGGUCCCAGCAGGGCAUUGCUGGGUUGAAGGUGAUAAUGCUGAUCGAAGCUGGGAUUCAAGGUCAUUUGGCCCAAUCCCUUUAGGUCUAAUAAAGGGGAGGGUGACCCACAUCAUCUGGCCGCCGUCGAAGAUGGGCCGGGUGGAGAGAAAAUGGCCUGAAGGUAGAGUUUCACCGUUUUAAUUUGACUCCUCACUGCACUGGAUGAUGGCCCAUUACUCAAUUUUGCCUGAUUCCUGGCAACCAGAUGUUCU